AUGGCAGAAGAAACGUCUCUCUAUGCAUGCAUACUUCUGCUGUUUGCACUUGGAAUUAUUCAAGAGGGUAAGAAACACGUUGGAUAACACUUGAAUCUUUGCAUUUGAGUUACUUUGAGCUGGACGAAGCUGCACGUUUAUGCUUCUAAAGUCACGUUUUUACGCGCCUCGACUUGAGCUGUAUUUUCAAAGCUUAUCUAUGUAAAGUAUAUUGGACUGAAAAUAACGUUGAAUCUGUUAGUUUCUGUUUACUCCUACGUUAUAACUCGACGAUAAGGGUGAUAUUACAAUUAAUUUCUGCCAUAUGUGCGUAAAAAAGCCUAACUUGUUUUUCCUGAUGUGUAAAUUAAAACGCUGCAAGCCUCUAUAAAUUUAUCAGGAAUUACCACGUUAAGUAUAUUUUUCAUGUUAAAAGAACUCGGGUUUUUUUACGGUUUUGGGGCGCCUGCAUUGCAAAUUGAUCAAUAUGAUCAUCAGCUUUCUUUAGACUUUUAAUAAACCUUUUGAAAGACCUUUAUUUAACAACGUAUCCUUUGCAAACUGACCACAAUGUGAGCUUUUGUCACCUGCAGGUGGAGCAGUGUUGAUACAGACACAGUCAGAAGUGACUGCCAGGUUGGGGGACCAGGUGGUCUUAAACUGUCUGCUGACACAGUCUUGGGAUGUUCGUCAAAUCACCUGGCAGAAGGUCUCACCUGGUGGAGAGAGGACCGUGGCCACCUACAACAAAGACUUUGGUCAGAGAGUGAACGCUAGCUUCAGCGACAAAGUGGAGAUAAGAGACUGUGGACUGCUGAACAGCUCCAUAGUGAUCAGGAAGCUGACACAGCAGGAUGAAGGAUGCUAUAAAUGUAUGUUCAACACCUACCCUCGUGGUGCUUUUUUUGGUCUCACCUGCAUCACACCCUACGGUAAGAAGAAGACUUCUUUAUAAAGCUUAUUUUGCAAGACAAUCAUAGAUAAUUCUCUGUUCUGACUUCAUUGACCUGUUUCAGAGCUGUAUGGACCUGUUCUUCACAUCAGAGGCCAAAACUCCACUAGAGACUUGGUUGUUUCCUGCUCAGCCUCAGGUCGACCUCCUCCCUCUAUGGAAAUCACAUUCCCUCAGCAAGACCUGUACUUAUUAAAAACCAGCUCUGACUAUGUCCUCAACGACAGCACAGUGACGGUCACCGUGACGGCAGUGCUGUCUCGCUUCCAUCAGUACAGCGUACCGGUUGGAUGUGCAGCUCAGGUUCUCUCUCUUCCUCAGACAAAACCUUUCAGGGUGUUUCUGGAGGUUGAAGCAAAGCCUGCAGCUGAGAGUAAGAAAUAUGUCAAGAGCCACAGAUAAACUGAGUAAUAAACACUUUCCUGUUUUAAUGUCUUUUAUUUUUCCAUUUUUUAAAGGGGAAUCUGAAGCAGGUAACAUCAGUCGCAGUAAGUCACUGUUCAGUAUUCUUGCUGUUUUGAAUAUUGACUGCAAAACCCAAUUCUAUUGAAGUUGGGAAAUUAUGAGAAACUUAAUUAAAAACAGAAUACAAUGCUUUGCAAAUCCUUUACAACCUUUAUUCAAUUGAAUACACUACAAAGACAAGAUAUUUAAUGUUCAAACUCGUACAUUUUAUGUAUUUAUUUAUUUUGCAAAUAAUAAUUAACUCAGAAUUUCAUGGCUGCAACACGUGCCAAAGUAGUUGGGACAGGGGCAUGUUUACCACCGUGUUACAUCACCUUUCCUUCUAACAAUACUCAAUAAACGUUUGGGAACUGAGGAGACUAAUUGUUGAAGCUUUGAAGGUGGAAUUCUUUCCAAUUCUUGCUUGAUGUACAGCUUCAGUUGUUCAACAGUCCGGGGUCUCCGUUGUCGUAUUUUACGCUUCAUAAUGCGCCACACAUUUUCAAUGGGGGACAGGUCCGGACUGCAGGCAGGCCAGCCGAGUACCUGCACUCUUUUACUACGAAGCCACGCUGUUGUAACACGUGCAGAAUGUGGCUUGGCAUUGUCUCGCUGAAAUAAGCAGGAAGGGCGUCCAUGAAAAAGACGUUGCUUGGAUGGCAGCAUAUGUUGCUCCAAAACCUGUUUGUACCUUUCAGCAUUAAUGUUGCCUUCACAGAUGUGUGAGUUACCCAUGCCUUGGGCACUAAUUCACCCCCAUACCAUCACAGAUGCUGGUUUUUGAACUUUGCGUCAAUAACAGUCCGGAUAGUUCUUUUCCUCUUAGGCCCGGAGGACACAACGUCCACUAUUUCCAAAAACAAUUUGAAAUAUGGACUCACCAGACCACAGAACACUUUUCCACUUUGCAUCAGUCCAUCUUAGAUAAGCUCGGGCCCAGAGAAGCCAGGGGCGUUUCUGGCUGUUGUUGAUAAAUGGCUUUUGCUUUGCAUAGUAGAGUUUUAACUUGUACUUACAGAUGUAGCGACGAACUGUAUUUACUGACAGUGGUUUUCUUUUCUGAGCCCAUGUGGUGAUACCCUUUACACAUUGAUGUCGGUUUUUGAUACAGUGCCGCCUGAGGGAUCGUAGGUCACGGGCAUUCUAUGUUGGUUUCUGGCCGUGCCGCUUACGUGUGGUGAUUUCUCCAGAUUCUCUGAAACUUUUGAUGACAUUAUGGACCGUAGAUGUUGAAAUCCCUAAAUUCCUUCCAAUUGUACUUUGAGAAACGUUGUUCUUAAACUGUUCGACUAUUUGCUAACGCAGUUGCUCACAAAGUGGUGAACCUCGCCCCAUCCUUGCUUGUGAAUGACUGAGAAUUUUGGGGGAAGCUGCUUUUAUACCCAAUCAUGGCACCCACCUGUUCCCAAUGAGCCUGCUCACCUGUGGAAUGUUCCAAAUAGAUGUUUGAUGAGCAUUCCUCAAAUUUCUCAGUAUUUUUUGCCACCUUUCCCAACUCCUUUGUCACGUGUUGCUGCCAUCAAAUUCUAAAGCUAAUAAUUAUUUGCCGAAAAGAAAUAAAGUUUAUGAGUUUGAACAUUAAAUAUCUUGUAUUUGUAGUGUAUUCAAUUGAAUAUAGGUUAAAAAGGAUUUUCAAAUCAUUGUAUUCAGUUUUUAUUUACGUUUAUCACAAUUUCCCAACUUCAAUAGAAUUGGGUUUUGUAUGUGGUCUUCAUGUUUCUCCUGUCUUCUUUAUCUCAAAGGCAGGACUCUGGUCAUUGUAUCAGCUGUGUUGGUGGUCUCUGUUGGUUUGUCCGUGGCCCUCUUUUUCCUGUAUAAAUUUAAAAAACAGACCAGGUAAUUUUUUUUAUCUGUUGUGUCUCAGUUUUUGAGCAUUUAAGAGUUUUUGAGGCUCUAACUAUUCUGAAAUCCUUCAGUCUAUGA
Xyrichtys novacula (pearly razorfish) is the source of this 3298-nucleotide messenger RNA. The record is from the annotation of a GenBank genome assembly. Lineage: Eukaryota; Metazoa; Chordata; Actinopteri; Labriformes; Labridae.